Messenger RNA from Neltuma alba, 2072 nucleotides. RefSeq names its product zinc finger CCCH domain-containing protein 1. Gene Ontology annotation, cellular component: U2-type spliceosomal complex. Gene Ontology annotation, molecular function: metal ion binding. The record is from RefSeq and is a predicted model, not a curated record. NCBI's taxonomy places the organism in Eukaryota, Viridiplantae, Streptophyta, Magnoliopsida, Fabales, Fabaceae. The transcript has 3 exons. Gene Ontology annotation, biological process: snoRNA splicing. Bases 618 to 1604 code for a protein of 328 amino acids.
CAUGUGUAUGACCUCACACACGCAGCCUUCCGAGGAGGGAAAAAAAAAAAAAUUCGCACGCACCCAAGACCCAACCUCACCGUCCUUAAUCAUCUUCAUCACUCGCCAUCUACCAACGCAUACCACGCCCCCCAACCAUGACCAUCUUUUCCCUCGUUCAUCGUCUUCGACAGCGAGUGGCAGAGCAGGACACGAGACCAUCAUUCCCUUCCCACCUUCACCAUCGCCCUGCUUUAUUACCGUUCGAUGCCAGUUUUCUCUGUAUGAGUAAUAUUGCCACCUUCAUCUCCCUGCUUUAUUUCUAAUCAUCGUCCAUUGCCCUGCAAAUUGUAUACUCUUGUUAGGUAUUUCUUCCCUGCGUACCAUAAUAUAGUUUUCUGGGAUUCUUUUAGUGCCAUGUCCGCUUUAGAGUGUCACUGAUUUCAAUCAAAUCAGGCUUUUUUAUUUCCCUAAGACUUAUUUCUGAUUAGGCACCCAUCUCCGUUGGCUGAGUCGGUUAAUUGUUUUCUGUCUAUUUUGUGGGGAUUUUCGUUGUUGUUUCUGGAAUAUUGCUUUCAUCACUACAAUUCUCUGGGCAUUGCAAGUCGUGGUUGAAGCUGUGUAAUUAGUUUUCAUGCAUGGCUGAUUCUGGUGACCUGCCGAAAUCUGCUGACAAUCAACCGUCCGAGCAAGUGUGUAAUUUCUUCAAGAAACCGGUUAAUAGGAAGAAUUUAAGAAAACGUACUGUUGAUGAAGAAGAUAACGAGGAGGAUUCAACCAAUGAAAGCUCUUUGUUACUCAGUCAGAAAAAACAGGUGAAGCCUGAUAAUAAGUUGUACUUUUCCACUGGUCCCUCAAAAAGCACUGCAUCUAAAGCACAAGAGGAGCCUGAGAAGCAACUGUUCCAUUUCGAGUCUUCAAAAGAGAUUCAAGUUCAACAUGAUAACAAAGCAACAGCUAUUCUUGAGACUGAAACCGAGUUUUCAAAAGAUGCUCGAGCUAUUCGUGAAAGGGCCCUUAAGCAAGCAGAGGAGAGUUUGAAGGGUAAAGCCACUAGUUCUGGAGAAGAAAAAUUGUACAAGGGCAUCAAUAGUUACAAAGAUUACAAGGCUGGCUUCCGUCGAGAGCAAACAAUUUCUAGUGAAAAAGCUGGUGGGGCACAUGGUCCUCUCAGGGCAUCAGCUCAUAUAAGAGUUUCAGCAAGAUUUGAUUAUCAGCCAGACAUAUGUAAGGAUUAUAAGGAGACUGGUUACUGUGGGUAUGGUGAUUCGUGUAAGUUUAUGCAUGAUCGAGGAGAUUACAAGUCUGGGUGGCAGUUGGAGAAGGAAUGGGAGGAAGCUGAGAAAGCUAGGAGAAUGAGAUUGGCUGCGGGAGAGGAUUCAGAUGAGGAGGGUGCUAAUUUGAGUGAUGAAGAUGAUGAUGAUUCAUUACCAUUUGCAUGUUUCAUUUGUAGAAAGCCCUUUGUGGAUCCUGUUGUAACAAACUGCAAGCACUACUUCUGCGAGCAUUGUGCGUUGAAGCAUCAUGCAAAGAAUAAGAAAUGUUUCGUGUGCAACAAGCCUACUCUUGGCAUUUUUAAUGCAGCUCAUGAGAUACGCAAGAAGAUGGCUGCAGAGGGUAAAUGAUUGUCACUCGGUGCUACCAUGCAUCUCUUUGCAUAACGGAAUUUAUCUUGAUGUUGUCAGUUUUGUGAGCCUUCGUUUUAUUCUCAACAGGGGGAAACAUAUAAUGAGACGAUGACAGUUAGAUUUUGCUGUCAGAUUAGUUUUUAUUUACAUUGCUGUACCUGUUUGACUAAUGGAUAGAUUUCAGGAUAUUUAGAAAUGUUGUAAUCAUAUAAGUUAGACCUUUUGUAUUCAUCAGUCAUAUGGCAGAAGGGCUUUAGUUCUUUCAUCUAUUCACUUUAAUCGGCAACAUACGCGACUGCAGUUCUUAUAGUAGACACGUAUGAUCAUCAUUUUGGAUUCAUCAAGAAUAUAAUUCUGUAUUGGUGGCUGAGAUGAUUGUAUGACUUAAUGGAAAGGCUUCUAGAAAACCAAAUACCUUCUACUUGUGAUGCUUUUCUUUUAAUGGUGCAAGACUGCAGGUUUAAC